Messenger RNA from Alligator sinensis (Chinese alligator), 2348 nucleotides. RefSeq names its product corepressor interacting with RBPJ, 1 (gene CIRSR). Gene Ontology annotation, biological process: negative regulation of DNA-templated transcription. Lineage: Eukaryota; Metazoa; Chordata; Crocodylia; Alligatoridae. Gene Ontology annotation, molecular function: transcription corepressor activity. The transcript is spliced from 10 exons. Gene Ontology annotation, cellular component: nucleus. The record is from RefSeq and is a predicted model, not a curated record. Bases 63 to 1376 code for a protein of 437 amino acids.
ACGCGGCCGGGCUCGGGGCAGCGGCGCUCUCAGUCGUAGCCGUCGCCGCUGUCGCCGCCAUCAUGGGGAAGUCAUUCGCUAACUUCAUGUGCAAGAAGGAUUUUCACCCAGCCUCCAAGUCCAACAUCAAGAAGGUAUGGAUGGCAGAACAGAAAAUAUCUUAUGAUAAGAAGAAACAAGAAGAGCUAAUGCAACAGUAUCUUAAAGAACAAGAAUCUUAUGAUAAUAGAUUGCUUAUGGGUGACGAGCGGGUGAAAAAUGGUCUUAACUUCAUGUAUGAGGCCCCACCUGGAGCAAAGAAAGAAACGAAAGAGCAAGAGGGAGAGACUGAAUACAAAUUUGAAUGGCAGAAAGUAGCUCCGCGAGAAAAAUAUGCUAAGGAUGACAUGAAUAUCAGAGAUCAACCAUUUGGUAUCCAGGUGCGGAAUGUGAGGUGUAUUAAAUGCCACAAGUGGGGCCAUGUUAACACUGACCGAGAAUGUCCUUUGUUUGGUCUUUCUGGAAUUAAUGCAAGUUCAGUUUCCAACGAUGGUUCAGGGCCAUCAAUGCACCCCUCGGAGCUAAUAGCGGAGAUGAGAAACAGUGGGUUUGCACUGAAACAAAAUGUACUGGGGAGAAACUUGACCGCAAAUGAUCCAUCACAGGAAUUUGUUGCAAGUGAAGGAGAUGACGACCCAGAAGUUGAAUUUUUAAAAUCACUGUCAACUAAACAAAAACAGAAGCUUCUGAGGAAAUUGGAUCGUCUAGAAAAGAAAAAGAAAAAGAAAGAUAAAAAGAAGAAAAAGCAAAAGAAAAAAAGCAGAAGUAAACACAAAAAACGUAAGAUGGGAUCCUCUUCCUCAUCCUCCAGCGAAACUUCAGUAAGCAGCGGUGAUAGUGAGACUGACAGUAAAGAUAAAGCAGCACAAAAGAAGAGGUAUUCUAAGAAAAGAAAAAAAGACAAGUUUUCAGAGGCAAGCAGCAGUGAUUCAGAAGAGAAGGCAAAGACUAAGAAGGAAAAACUUUACGAAGAUCCCUCAAGUAGUCACGGUAACAAGGACAAGGAUAGAGAGAAGCACAGACUUUUGAAGCAAGAUAGUUCUGGAGAGAACAACAAAUGGAGCUCCUGCAAGAGCGAAAGAAUGUCUGAAAGCAGAAACCAUGGCGCUGACAAGAGAGAGACCGAAGGGCAUGAGAAGGUUAGCAGAAACCCAUACAAGUAUGAGCAGAGCUGGAGAAGUUCCGGCACAAGUCACAGGAGUUAUAGGCACAAGCAGACAAGACGAAGUCCAAGUCAAAGCCCCAGUAAUGAAUGGCACAGAAAAAGUGGAACCAGAAGCCCCAGUGCAGAUGUGUACAGAGAGAAAAAGAAAUAUAGAGACAACUAUAGAGAUUAGCGCAGUAAAGCAGAACACGGGGAGAAGAGCAGAAGCAGACAGAGAGAUCGAAAAAAUAGGUAGUGCAGGUGACCAAGGCAAAUAAAAAUGUCUCCCUUUUUGUUUUAAUACCUUGUAACAAGGGCUCACUUAUGCACUGCUGUCUUUCUGAAUAAUCUGUUUGCAUUUCUCCAACUCUUAUAGACUGUCACUUACAUAAAAGAGCAUCCAUUCUGUAAUAAUUUUGGAAUAUUUGUAAAUUAGGUACAAACUGUCUGGUAUUUUUGAGAGAAAAAAAUUGUUGGUAAAUAUUUCUUGUAUUCAUGUAGCAAGCCUUUUGUAAAUAAUGCCUACUUUGUUCUGAAGUAUUAAGUCUGGUACAUACGCUUGGAUUUUAUGGGUAUUAUUUUUCAUUGCUUUUAAGACAUUACUAUUUUGGGAAGAAAAGGGUAAUUUUGGAAGAGUCCCAGGAGCUUAAGCAAUGCCAAACAACAUUUUGGAAAGUGCAAGAUACAAUCACUACUACUUCAGAUCUCAGAAUAUUAGUUGUUUGGUUUUCAUUUAGCGGGACUAUUGUUUUUAGAAGGAGCUUUUAUACUGAAACAAUUUUUUCAGAAGUUCUACUUAAGAGAGUAAUUUCAUGAGUUAAAGUAACAGUGAAACAUAGAUUAUCAUAAAUAUAUAGCUAACUUUUUGACCUCCUGCGGUGUACAGCUUAGCCAGGAGUAUUUAAACAUCUUGAAUCCCUGUCAGUAUGCAUCAGUACCAUGUCCGUUAUUGUCCAGUAAUUUCUGAAGACGUAGCAAACAUCCUUUUCAUCUCAGCUGUUUCCAGGUAUUUCAUUUUAUGAAAUUGAAAGAUAAUUUAAAUACUCUUUUCUUGCUUUGACUUGCAGCAGUUUGACCUGAUUAUUUUUCUGACGAUUUUGUGGAUUAUUUUCUCCCAUACCACAAAAAUAAAUGUACUUAAAAUAAAUUCUUUUAUUCUCUAAAA